Molecule: messenger RNA, 906 nt
Organism: Didymodactylos carnosus
Lineage: Eukaryota; Metazoa; Rotifera; Eurotatoria; Philodinida; Philodinidae
Source: the annotation of a GenBank genome assembly
AUGAUUUCAAAUAAUAAUAACCAUCGUGAUGAUGAUGAUGAAUUUCGUUUUGCCAAGAAACAUACAAGACGUUUUCCUUCGCAUAUUUCUAAAACUCUUAAUACUUCAAUAGAUAAUAGUACAUUUGAUUGUGAUGUAUUAACAAAAAAUUUAUAUUUAAAAAUAGAUUCAAUUUUAACUAGUUAUUUUUGGUUAGAAAUGAAAUCAUACAUUAUCAAUUGGUUAAAUUUACAACAAUCAAAUGUAUUUGAUAUUGUUUGCUAUGGUCUUGGUCAUAUAAGUUCAUCUGUUUCAUCCCAAUAUCAAUAUUGUCUACUUAAAUUAAUAUCUCAAAUAUUUGUUGAUCAAGUAAAAACAAUUUUUAUUUAUGAUCCUAUAUGGACAACAGGUGAAAUUGACUAUUUAAAAUCAAAUAUAUCAUGUCAAAUUUUAAAUGAAAAUGAUGAAGCUUGUUAUCAAAUAGUACGUUCAACAUUGUUUUUUAUACCAUUUUGUGGUAAACCACUACAUAAUAAUAUUCUUUGGUCUAAUUGGUCACAAAAUUGUUUGAGACAAAUUUUAAUAUUUGGAAAUAGUUUAAAUAUGUUUCAACAAGGAUUACAUUUUGAUAUAAAUAAAUUUUUUUAUAUUUAUUAUUCAACAUGUUUUUGUACAGAAUAUUCAUUACCACAAUUUGAUAUUUUUCCAAUUGCAUUUAAUCAACAAGUAUUUGUUUCAUUUGAACAAAGAAAAAUUUUACCACAAUUAAAUGGAAUUAAACAAAUUAAAACAUCUCGUCGAAAUAAAACAUCAUCAAUUCAUAAACAAUUAGAAUUUACUAGUAUUGAAUUAGUGCCAAAUGAUAUAUGGAUUCACAAUGAAAAACCAUUUUAUACCGAAGAAGAUGAAAUUAUAAAAGGAAACUAA